UUUAGUCAUUUUGUCAAGUCCAUUUGGCAUUUUGAAAUUAAUUAGUUUUAUUAUUUUACUGCGACUUCCGAGAAUGAAUCUCAUACGCGACAAAUUCUCACCCGACGGUCGCCUGCUCCAAUUGGAACAUUCCUUGGAGGCAAUCCAGUUGGGAUGCACUGUCAUUGGCAUUUGCACCAAUACUUGUGUUGUUUUGGCAGCGGAAAAGCGCAUCACAUCCCCUCUGAUGGUAACUAAGAAUGUUGAGAGAAUUGUGAAACUGGAUGAUCACAUUGGAUGCGGAUUAUCCGGUGUUUUGGCUGAUGCACGGCGAUUAGUUGAUCGUUCUCGAAUUGAGUGCCAGAAACAUUGGCUCUCAUACGAUGAAUCCAUGCCAGUUGAGUCCUGCACCCAAUUCACAUCCACAUUGGUAAUGCAGUCCUCUGAUACAGAUGAUACAAUGAAUCGUCCUGCCAGUGUGGCCCUACUCUUUGCCGGCUUCGACGGCGAUGAGCCUCAACUGUGGCACUUGGAUCCAUCUGGAACAUAUACGCGCUAUUUGGGCAAGGCGAUCGGAUCUAAUAGUGCGUUUGCCCAAAAGAAAUUGGAAGAGAAAUACAGAUUUGACAUGGACGUAAAGGAUGCUAUUGAACUGUGUUUAAUCACACUAGAACAAGCCAUGGAGGAGCAGUUGCGGGGAACAAACAUUGAACUGAUGUUUAUGACAAAGGAUAACAAAAACUAUAAUAAACUUUCUGAAGAUGAGUUAAAGAAACUGCUUGGAAAUGCGGACUAAACCUAUCAAGUAAACAUUUUGAAAUUUAUACAAGUGUAAACCUAAUUAUAACAUAAAAGGAUUAAAAAAAUUCUUAAUUCGACA
Messenger RNA from Drosophila innubila, 859 nucleotides. RefSeq names its product proteasome subunit alpha type-5-like. The coding region runs from base 74 to 775 and encodes 233 amino acids. The record is from RefSeq and is a predicted model, not a curated record. Lineage: Eukaryota; Metazoa; Arthropoda; Insecta; Diptera; Drosophilidae. Gene Ontology annotation, cellular component: proteasome core complex; nucleus; proteasome core complex, alpha-subunit complex. The transcript has a single exon.